Molecule: messenger RNA, 320 nt
Organism: Racocetra fulgida
Lineage: Eukaryota; Fungi; Glomeromycota; Glomeromycetes; Diversisporales; Gigasporaceae
Source: the annotation of a GenBank genome assembly
CAAAAUUUUACCUUUGAAUAUGUCUACUAACCCAACACCUCAAAACAUUUUGUGUCUCAAAAACCUUGCUUUAAAUAUCCUUAAGAAUGGCUUCCCGGAAGUUAUUGCAGAAGGUGUUGAAGUUCUAGAAUUAGAUCCAUGCUCAAACUGUCUUGAGGAUUAUGUAAAAGAUCUUCCGCAAUGUCCUGAAUGUGCAAUGGAAAUUGAAUCUAUUGAUUAUACACGUUAUUCUGGUACUUCUGAACCUAGUUCACAGGAUCAGGCACAGAAUACCUCAGACCCAAUGCAAAUUUCGCCACAAAUGGCACAAAUGACAUCUA